AUGUCUCCGGCUCAUCUUCUGGUUACAGAAGAAGCUGCCACCUUUUUACAACAGGACACUUCCAGUUUUACAGUGAGCAUAGCUGAAGACAAACCUCAGCCAGUGUUUGUGAACAUAGGCCUUCAAGGCUCAAGGAGGUUGCUUCGUCCAGCUCCCCUGACUUCACGUGGUCGCCCUCCGAAUUUGGCUGUUGGGGCACCUCAGGAUGCACUGGCAUUCAAACCUAUGGUCUCAAGUCUAGAAUAUCUGGAAGAGCUGCACAUGGAAAAGAACCUGAUUGUAAGCAUCCCAGACAUCAAUCACCUGAGGCACAUGAAGAUCCUCUACUUGGAUCAGAAUUACAUGCAGGACAUAUGUGAAGAACUGGGGGAGCUGAAAUGUCUUCUAAGCUUAAAUCUAAGUAACAAUCCCCUCUCCUGUAAUUUGCUGCCAGUUAUCAGCAAGUUGCAGCCCCUUUGUCAGCUAGUCUAUAAAACAAACUUGCACGAAAUCCCAGUGCAGGUCUGUGAAUAUCUGCAUCGUGUUGAACUGCUUGGCCUUUCUGACAAUUAUUUCAAGUGUUUGCCUAAAGAAAUAGUGAACCUGACAAAACUCAAGGAAAUUUACCUCCAGAAAAAUAGAUUUGAAAGUUUUCCCAAGGAGCUUUGUCAUACUGCUAAUUUAGAAAUAAUAGAUCUGGAACAAAAUCUGAUCAGUCUCAUCCCAGAAGACAGAGGCUUUUUGACAAACUUAGUUAAGCUAUUUUUAGCUUUUAAUAACUUAUCCUCCAUUCCUCCUACACUGCAACACUGCCAGAAGCUGCCUGUGCUGGAUCUGUCCAAUCUCCUGCACAAGCUUCCCCCAGGUUUGAAGAAUCUCACUGAAAUGAGAGUACUCAGACUGUCUGCUAACAGCCUGGAGAAGUUCCCAAACCAGAUCCGCUGCUGGCCGUCCCUUUCCCGUGUUUAUCUGAGGAACACCAGACUGCACACAGUACCCAGGUCCUUCAUCAUAUUAACCAGUGUCAGGAUACUAGAUCUGAGUGAAAAUUGCUUUGAUGAUAUUCCUAAAGGAAUAUGCACUAUGAAAAAUCUGGAAGUAUUGGCCCUGGAUGACAGUCAGAUACAGAAGAUCCAAGUGUUGUAGCAUGGGUCGAUGAAUCAGAAGGGGAUUGGACCUUUCUUGACACUUAAGAAUCUAACGAAAAAAAAGAAAGA
Molecule: messenger RNA, 1196 nt
Organism: Aquila chrysaetos chrysaetos
Lineage: Eukaryota; Metazoa; Chordata; Aves; Accipitriformes; Accipitridae
Gene: LRRIQ4
Product: leucine rich repeats and IQ motif containing 4
Biological process (GO): hormone-mediated signaling pathway
Cellular component (GO): plasma membrane
Molecular function (GO): protein binding
Source: RefSeq, a predicted model, not a curated record